UUUAAUCUAAAGCAAGUAUAUUAAAUGUUGAAAAGUACAGUUCCUUUUGAAACUCACACCUCUAGUUUCAUCUUGGCUGAUAAAAGUCACAAUGUAACUAAAUGUGAAAAUCUCCCUUACUACCGUUGAAAAACUGCAAUGCGGUUGUAUGCGGUACAAUAUUGUUUUAAAACACAAAAAUUUUAAGUGUUUGAAAAGUGAAACAUCGAGAAAAGUUGAAAUUGUAUUCGGUUACAGUAAAAGUUUAUUAGUAUAAUGAAUUCUCUUAAAAGACCUGAAUUAGUAGCUAAAGUUCAAGAAUAUUUCGGAGUAAAUACAAAACAUAAUGAAAGAGAUAAACAAUAUAUAAUAGAAAAUAAAUUCUGGUAUUAUUUAUUUAUUUUUGGAACUGCAUUAGGAGAUGAAACAUUUUAUUCCGCAUUCAUACCUUUUUGGUUUUGGAAUAUUGAUGGUGCCGUUGGAAGAAGAGUUGUACUUGUCUGGACAAUUGUUAUGUAUAUAGGUCAGGGUAUCAAAGAUAUAGUCCAAUGGCCAAGACCAGGCCCUCCGGUCGUAAGACUACAAAACAAAUGGGCCAUGGAGUAUGGUAUGCCCUCAACGCAUGCUAUGGUAGGCGUUUCAAUACCAUUUUCAGUAUUGUUAUAUACCAUGGGAAGGUACCACUAUAAUGUUCCUUUAGGUAUUUGCAUUGCAGUUUUAUGGUGUACUCUAAUAAGCAUUAGUCGACUAUAUCUUGGAAUGCAUACAGUUUUGGAUGUCAUAGUGGGUUUAGCAUUAGCAGUAUUGAUAAUGUUCCCGAUGGUUCCACUAGUAGAUCUAUUAGACAAUUAUCUACUUACUAGUCCAACAUCUCCUGUUCUACUUUUAGGAUCAUCUAUUUUAUCAAUUGUCUACUACCCUAAUAGUGGAAAAUGGACACCAACUAGGGGAGACACAACAAUGAUUCUAUCGGUUUGCGUCGGAAUCCAAAUAGGCUCCUGGUUAAACUACCAUACAGGCGUAAUGACGCCUUCGGAGUUGUCAGCGCCUUAUAUCAUCAUGUGGCCUUCAUAUACCAUGUUCGGUUGCUUAGUCCUUAGGACUAUAAUCGGGUUCGCAAGCGUUUUGCUAACGAAAAAAAUAUGUACUAAAUAUACUUACAAUUUAUUGUGUGCUAUUUUGAAAGAGGAUGUCGACAAUCUGAAAAAAUCCGAAAAUACGUUACAGAAUAAGCAUAAAACAUUCGUUGAGCUCAGCUCAAAGUAUGUAUUUUGUUUCAUGAUUGGUUUCAAUACGGUUUAUUUGUUUCCGCAAUUAUUUAGAUUUUUGAGAAUUGAACGACCGACGUUUUUUACGGAAAUUUGAUAAUUUUGGAAAUUUUGUGAGUUGAAGUUUAUCUAGUCAAGAAAUAUCUCCGUUUAUUAUCAGGGUUAUAGAUCAUAAUAAAACAAGUUGAUAUGAAAAUACUCAAAGUUGUACGACCAGGGUCGAUAAUUAUUGAAACAAAAAAAAAUAAUAGUAUGGUGGAAACGGAUUUAAAAAGGAGGGGAAUAUUAUAAAAAUGAAAGGAAAAAUAAUUAACCGGUGAUCUGAAAUCGGGAUAGGGAAGGGGUAAAAUACAGUUUACAUCCAUUUCCGGAAAAACUAGGCGUCUUAUGGAAGAAAUGCAAAUAGCAAAGUUGUAGGUAAUGAAAAGAUUUACAAUUUUUGUUUUCACACUUUUUUCACAUAACCUCAAAACUUAUGUGAAAAAAUGAAAAAAAACAAGUUUUUGGUUUUUGAAUUUUAUCUUUUACAAAAAACAUUAUUUUUUCAAGAAAUUUGAUGAAAACUUACCUUUGUAUGUCCGGAAUACACUGUAAUUCAUCUAUUUUGAAUUAUUUAUUUUUUAACGUUAUUUUGACUCAAUAUCGAAGAAACUUUUGCCAUCGCCUUGGUGAAUUUUCUGCAAAAGGCAAAAAAACGAAAAAAAAUCGCAUCCAAAAUUUUUUUGUACAAUUUCACAUUCUAAUUACACGAAAAACUCAAGUUAUUUGAUAAUCACAAGUAAUUAGAGUCUAAAACUUUCAGAGUAUACAAAACUUGUACUUAAUGAUAAAAGAAAAUUUUCGUAAACUAGUUUAAUUUCGUUUUUUUUUUGACUUUUCUGAAAAAUUUACUAUAGUGUUGGUGAUCUAUUUUUACACCAUGAGAAAAUAGAGAUUUCAAAGAACAAAAAACUCACCGAUUAUAUAAAAAAGCUGAUAUUUUGAUGGGAGAAUUUUCGUUUUAAAAUUAGGGUACUUUUCUGAUAUAAAGUCAAAAAAAAUUUGAAAAAUAAAUGAAUUACAGUGUAUAUUGGACAUGAAAAGGUAAGUUCUCAUCAAAUUUUGUGAAAAAAAUGACGUUUUUUAUAAAAUAUGAAAAUAAAAAACCAAGAACUUGGUUUUUUGAUUUUUUCACGUCAAUUUUGAGGUUAUGUGCUAAAAGUGUAAAUACAAAAGUUGUACAUCUUUUUAUUACUUACAACUUUGCUACUCGACUUUUUUUCCAAAGACUCGUAGUUUUGGCGGAAAUCCGUUUUUUACCCGUAAAAACUCACCCCCUUUUCCUUUCCGACCUCAGAUCGCCUUAAAAUUCUUUUUUUCACUUUUUAUCAUUUUUAAAGGCUUCUACCAUGGUCUAACUGUAUUUUGAGAUGUAUUGUGAACUUUUCUAAAAUUUUAUGUCGUAUUUUUUUAUUUUUCGACCCCUUAUUAUUAAUAUUACAUCACUUUUUGCCAAAAAAUUACAUAAAUUCUCUUGAAAUAACAUUAUUGUGAUCUCCAAGUACAAUCUGCUUUAAUAAUUAAACUUUUUGGUUAUACCAAUUUUUUUUAGUACAAUGAAGCAUUUAUUACAUAUUAAGUAUUAAAAUACCGAUAAAAGUUACAAAAAAAGUUAUUUCAACAUUUUUACAUCUUUAUAGAAAAAAAAUUCUCUAGGAAAAUUAGUAGAAAAUAUAUCAAACGUUAAUUUAGAAACGGUUAAAUUAAUUCAACCCUGAUGGGUUUGAAAACACGACGUCGGAUUUAUAUUUACGCCGCAACAUAAAUUUUACAAUUUACCGCCCAAAAUAGCGCCGAUAUAAAUUUUUGAAAAUGGAAUAUUUUUGCGACGCGCUAAUCGCUUGCUAACGUCACCAGCGCCGAUCGAGUUUCUUCCGACAAGCUUGUUUUGUUUUACCAACCAAUCGCGUCGUAUUUUUAAGUAGCUGGGUUUUUGGCGUCGCCAAGAUCAGUCUUAAACGUCCCGGGUCAGGCAACCGACGCCAACUAAGUCGGAGAAAAAUUUCUUUUCUUCGCCGUAUUUCGUUAAUAAUUUCUUAAUUGAACAAUUCAGUUUUAUAAUGUCAAAUAAUUAUGUAUGUGUUACAUGGGGGGCACGAGAAGGAUUUUGUAGGGGCAUGGAACAAAAAAGUUUGGGAAACACUGUUUUAACGACCGGUCGUUCUGCCAAUAGAUCGGCGCUGAUGACGUAGUACCUAUAAUCAGUCGAUUGUUCUUUUUGGAAACUCCGUUUCACAUUUUUGAACUUUUUAAAAAGUAACUGCUUAUAAAAAAUACUUCGAUUAGCACCAUCAAGUCACUCUAGUUGAUUUAUAGUCUUCAAGUAUGUGUAGAAAAAAUUCUAAUUCUAUCUAACAUAUCAAUAAUGAAUUAGAAUAUGUAGUUUCCGAAUUUGUGAUAUAUUUAUAAUGGAAUCGAGAUUAUCCAAAUUGUUGGGUUUCUUCAAUAACUAGUUUUAAGGAUAAACAUGCUCAAGUACGUUUUGAAAAUAUAUCGAUAUGUUACUUAUGAGAUUUUCAUCUGGAUAAAAAUGACCACGUUGAAUAUUUAUAACAAUGUGCGUUUUUAAUUCAAAAAAAAUAUUCAAAACUAGCUAAAUUUUUGAAAUUUACGAUAGCACAAUAAAUAGAAGGCCUUUUUAUAUAAUAGGAUUCUGUGUUGCUGUUUUUAUAUUUAGAAAUAAAAAAUAUACAUCAUUACUAUUAGAAA
This is a messenger RNA of Diorhabda sublineata, 3995 nucleotides long. Its product is annotated as sphingosine-1-phosphate phosphatase 1-like. NCBI's taxonomy places the organism in Eukaryota, Metazoa, Arthropoda, Insecta, Coleoptera, Chrysomelidae. Gene Ontology annotation, molecular function: sphingosine-1-phosphate phosphatase activity. The coding region runs from base 256 to 1344 and encodes 362 amino acids. Gene Ontology annotation, cellular component: endoplasmic reticulum membrane. Gene Ontology annotation, biological process: sphingosine metabolic process; phospholipid dephosphorylation. The record is from RefSeq and is a predicted model, not a curated record. The transcript has 4 exons.